AUCACUAACAGUCAGUUUUUUCCCGUUGAAUCAGAUCGUUCCUCUGCUUCUCUGUAAUUAACUAUAAUUUCGACCGUUUUAAUAUCCUGCGAAAUCAAAAAUGAGUGCUCCUAAAUCCUUUUUCGAAAGUGAAGAAGAUGUAGCGCAGUCAAACAAAUUGGCGAGAAAGGCCAAGGAGUCGCCCUUUAUGCUGGUUGGUAUCGCUGGCUUUGUGGCAGCUGGCUUGAUUGGCGCCUACAAAUACAAGCAUCGUGGCACAAUGAGCACCAGUGUAUUCCUUAUGCAAUUGCGUGUGGCCGCCCAAGGAACAGUUGUCAGUUGUCUGACUAUUGGACUCGCCUAUACGAUGGCCAAGGAAUAUCUCUUCGACAAGCAGCCCAAGGAAAAUACAAAAUCUUUGACUAACUAAAACAAACUCUUCCCAAAAUAUCCGUCAACAUCGUGAUCUUAUUGAGGGAUACCCUACACUUAAUUAAGUUUUAAAUAGUAAUUUAUUGCACUCACAUAAGAAAUCAUUUUGUAUCAUCAAUGGAAACCUGUUGCAAAUAAGUAGCUAAUGUUUUGUAUACCUGUGUAAGAUUGUGAUACUGUGUGUUUAAUAUGUAAAACAAAAACAAACAAAAAACUCAAAUUGAAAUGACAAAGAUGCGGACAAGAAUAAUGAAUACCUCUUGAAUGAUAUGGAUAUAUUUAAACAAAUAAAGUAAACUAGAUGAAAA
This is a messenger RNA of Drosophila willistoni, 719 nucleotides long. RefSeq names its product HIG1 domain family member 1A, mitochondrial. The transcript has 3 exons. Gene Ontology annotation, cellular component: mitochondrion. The record is from RefSeq and is a predicted model, not a curated record. The coding region runs from base 101 to 409 and encodes 102 amino acids. Gene Ontology annotation, biological process: mitochondrial respirasome assembly. NCBI's taxonomy places the organism in Eukaryota, Metazoa, Arthropoda, Insecta, Diptera, Drosophilidae.